Messenger RNA from Hemicordylus capensis (graceful crag lizard), 933 nucleotides. Its product is annotated as C-C motif chemokine 4-like. Gene Ontology annotation, molecular function: chemokine activity; CCR chemokine receptor binding. The coding region runs from base 344 to 607 and encodes 87 amino acids. The transcript has 3 exons. The record is from RefSeq and is a predicted model, not a curated record. Gene Ontology annotation, biological process: cellular response to type II interferon; neutrophil chemotaxis; G protein-coupled receptor signaling pathway. Lineage: Eukaryota; Metazoa; Chordata; Lepidosauria; Squamata; Cordylidae. Gene Ontology annotation, cellular component: extracellular region.
UUGGCCAGAAAUGUUCUGACAGCCCCCCCCACACACCCCCACUGGUUGCUCCUUGCAGCAUCUCGGCCCCUGGUCCGCCGGCUCAACUUCCUCAUCUUUGGUGCCUCCCGAGACUCUUGAUUAAUUCGUCCGACUUAGCAGAAUCUGGAAAGUUAUGCAAUCGCUUCUCAGAUAUGAUGAGGCGUUGGUUGGUUUUCCAAGAAAUCCCCACCCUCUCCGGAGGUGCUGCGUGUAUAAGAGGGGAAGAGUCCUGGCAUUCAAGCCACAAGCCUAGGAGAACUCGCCCUGACAGCCUUCUCUGCUUCUGCCGCUGAGCCUGAACCAACCGCCUCCUCCUGCAAGCAUGACUUUUUCCUCCAAGGCUCUCCUCGCCGUCCUGCUGGUCGCAACGGCUGCCUUCUUCGCCCAGACGGAAGCGAACCCAUUCUGCUGCAUUUCGUAUAAUGUGAAACCAGUUCCACGGAACUUAUUGGUCUCCUACCAACAUACAAGCAGCGUCUGUGCACUCCCAGCAAUCGCAUUUGUCACAAAGGGCGGUAGGAUCAUCUGCGCUGAUCCCAGACAAGCAUGGACCCAAGAUCGCUUGGAAUACCUCCGAGGAAACUGACCCCUGCGGCUGCUGCUGCUUCUGUUCCUCCACUAAAUACACAUUUAGUGUACCACCACAUGAAUGCCUGCACUUUUCAGAACAACCAAGGGGAGUUGAUAAAUCAAAAACUUGAUAUUUUUUUCUUACCAAUUGCACAUGAAUAAGUUAAAUAUUUGUUCCAGGGUAUCACAAAUAAUGUAUUCUAUUUAAGUUAUCUCUGAAUAUUUUAAGCAAUUAAGUAUUUUUAUAUUUAUUUUGAAAGGAAAGUGAGAUGGUCGAAACAUUUUGUUAAAAGUUGCCCCAAAGACUAUGAUGUAUGUUAAUAAAUCUCAGGCAAAAAUGUC